This is a messenger RNA of Rhizophagus irregularis DAOM 181602=DAOM 197198, 1099 nucleotides long. NCBI's taxonomy places the organism in Eukaryota, Fungi, Glomeromycota, Glomeromycetes, Glomerales, Glomeraceae. The record is from RefSeq and is a predicted model, not a curated record.
AAAAAAGUAUUAUGGUUAUUUUCAGUAGAACAUUAUUUUUUCUUAUUACGAUUUUUACGCUAUCAAUAAUUGUUACCUUUGCACAAGAACCUAUAGAAUACACUGAAAGUUUACCUGGUUUUCGUUUUGGAGGCUCAGAUACAUAUAAGGAUGGAACAAUCAUAUUACUUUUUACUCAAGGAAAUAAUCAAACAAAAUUUUUAGACACAAAAAUUCAUUUACGUAUUAUCUUUGUUAAUAGAACAAUUCUUCCUGUAGAGAUUAACUAUAACUCGCUUCCUGAUUUUAUUCCUCAAUGUAACUCUAUAAAUCCUCUUUUAUGUGCUACGACUUUAACACCAAAAGCAUUAAUAGAGAGAUAUGUUCUUAUAGAAUCCAGUCAAAAUGGAUCACCUCAUAAACAGAUAAUUAUUUCAUGGGAUGGAAUAAUAUAUGGAUUGUAAAAAUUCAUUUGAUGGGUCUGGAUACACGUUUUUUUUUACGGAUAUUGAUGGUUCUAAACCAGAUGUUAUAAAUUCACAAAAUUAUAAUUAUUUUCGAAUUCAUUUCUUAUCAAAUGGGGCAGUAUCUUUUAUUGAUACUAACUAUUUUGAUGUAAGAAAUACAACCGUUCUUGAUUAUUCUGCUACAGAAAUUAUACCAUUAUUCUAUGGUGGUUAUCUAGGAUUUAAUAGAUUAAACCCUAAUAAUAAAUUAAUUAUCACUUAUGAUGACAACAUUAAUAUUAAACAAACGUUAAAUUUAACAUAUAAUUUUAACAAAAAUGGGUUAAGUUCAUUUAUAAUGCAAAAACAAUCAUUACUCUGGUUUUUUAAUUAUGAUAAUAUUCAAACAUGGAAUAUAAAUUUUUACCCAUUGAAUUCAAUUGAAAUUACAGUGGAACCUAUCCAAAAAUAGAUGGAAAUGUUCAAAUUUUAAAUCAAAUUAAUCAAAUUAGGAAACCAUUUGAUUUUAUUAUAAAUUACAACAGACCGAUUAUACCAUCUAGUGAAAAUAUAAUUAUAUAUCAGUAUUUAAAUGAUAAUAAUGUUAUUUUAAGACAGAAAAUUCCUGGACAGUCUGAUCUUUGUCAAUUAAUUAAUGAUACAACUAUAUCCGU